GGACAGCAGUGACCCCCAUGAGCUCCAACCGCAGUGCUGCCGGAGUCACCGUCUUCGAGGGCCGGAUCUACGUGUCGGGAGGGCACGACGGGCUGCAGAUCUUCAACAGUGUGGAGUACUACAACCCGCACACCUCGUCCUGGCACGCCGUGUCCAACAUGCUCAACAAGCGGUGCCGCCACGGCGCGGCCGCGCUCGGCAGCCGCAUGUUCGUGUGCGGCGGCUACGACGGCUCGGCCUUCCUGAGCGCGGCCGAGGUCUACAGCUCCGGGGCCGACCAGUGGUACCUGCUGGUGCCCAUGAACAGCCGGCGCAGCCGCGUGUCCCUCGUGCCCAACUGCGGCCGCCUCUACGCCGUGGGCGGCUACGACGGACAGUCCAACCUCAGCUCCGUGGAGAUGUACGACCCCGAGAGCAACCGCUGGACGUUCAUGGCGCCCAUGGUGUGCCACGAGGGCGGGGUGGGCGUGGGCUGCGUCCCCCUCCUCACCAUCUGAGCCUCCGGA
Messenger RNA from Neopelma chrysocephalum (saffron-crested tyrant-manakin), 506 nucleotides. Its product is annotated as kelch-like protein 18. Bases 18 to 497 code for a protein of 159 amino acids. NCBI's taxonomy places the organism in Eukaryota, Metazoa, Chordata, Aves, Passeriformes, Pipridae. Gene Ontology annotation, molecular function: protein binding. The transcript has 2 exons. The record is from RefSeq and is a predicted model, not a curated record.